AUGGUCGAUUUAACUACCCGUCCACCAACAAGCCCUCCGGAUUCCAAACCAGUGAGUGCUCGGCCAAGGAGGUCCUCUUCUCAGACUUCGCCGGUCGAUCCACCAUUUUUAGUGUUGCGUCCGCCUAAGGGAUCUCAAGGCUCGGCUUUUGAUUAUGCUUCCUCGCCAAACGGUGGUCAUCGCAGGACUUCUUCUCAAACAUCUCCUCAUGAUACAUCCGAACCUUUAAGUUUCAGGAAUUAUCGUCGCAGAACCUCGUCGCAAAGCUCCCAUUCGUCUUUAGAUGGGAAAGAACAGAAUUCAUCACAGCGUCCAAGAAGAAUGUCGUCUUUGAAGGACUUUUUUGAUCCCUUCUCUACUGCGGAGAUUUAUUAUGGUCCCUCUACAGAUCCAAGAAAGCAAAAGACGUCUCAUAAGCUCAACAGAACAAGGACAAUGAGUGUCUUUGGAAACACUUCGGAUUCCAAGAGGUUCAAUCAAUCCCAAUAUCAUUUGCAAAGACGUGGAUCAGAAGAUGACAGUUAUUUGAGUAGUAAGGGAAAUCGACGUUUCUUCAUCGAGGAUGUCGAUAGAACUUUAGACGAGUUAUUGAAAAGCGAAGAUACUGAUAGUAAUUUUCAAAUAACCAUUGAAGAUACUGGGCCUAAAGUUAUCAAGGUUGGUACCGCUAACUCAAACGGAUAUAAAUAUGUUAACGUUAGAGGUACUUAUAUGUUGUCCAAUCUUUUGCAGGAGCUGACUAUCGCCAAGAGUUUUGGUAGGCACCAGAUUAUAUUAGAUGAGGCGAGGAUUAACGAAAAUCCUGUCAACAGAUUGGCACGGUUGAUUGCUACCCAAUUUUGGAACAAUUUAACGAGAAGAAUCGAUUUAAAUAACAUCGGCGAAAUCGCGAGAGAUUCUAAGGUUGAUACGCCGGGAGCUCAAAACCCCAGAGUCUAUGUUCCCUACAACUGCCCAGAUCAGUACGAAUUUUACAUUCAAGCUUCGCAAAUGCAUCCUUCUUUAAAGUUGGAAGUCGAGUAUUUGCCCAAGAAUAUCACUCCUGAGUAUGUCAAGUCCAUUAAUGAAACGCCUGGUCUAUUAGCGCUAGCAAUGGAGGAACAUGUAAAUCCAUCGACUGGUGAAAAGACUUUGAUUGGUUAUCCCUAUGCUGUUCCUGGUGGUAGGUUCAAUGAGUUGUACGGCUGGGAUUCCUACAUGAUGGCGCUAGGUCUGUUGGAGAACAACAAUAUUGAUGUCGCCAGAGGCAUGGUUGAGCAUUUCAUAUUUGAGAUUGAGCACUAUGGUAAGAUUCUAAACGCUAAUAGAAGUUACUACUUAUGCAGAUCCCAACCGCCCUUUCUGACCGAUAUGGCCUUACAGAUAUACAGAAAGACCGGAGGCGAUAAUAACCCUAAUGCUGUUGAUCUGGUGAAGAGAGCGUUUGUCGCAGCAAUCAAAGAAUACAAAACAGUUUGGAUGGCUUCUCCAAGACUAGACCCUGAAACUGGUUUGUCCUGUUAUCAUCCUAACGGUUUAGGCGUUCCGCCAGAGACUGAGGCCGAUCAUUUUGACUCGAUUCUCGUCUUCUAUAUGAAGAAAUACAAUCUAUCCCGGGAGGGUUUCAUCGAGAAGUAUAACAAUGGUGAAAUUCAAGAACCUGCUUUAGAUGAGUUUUUCUUGCAUGAUCGAGGUGUGAGAGAGUCUGGUCAUGACACCACUUAUAGAUUUGAAGGUGUUUGUGCCUAUUUGGCCACUAUCGAUCUGAACUCAUUGCUGUACAAAUACGAGAGGGAUAUUGCGGAUGUAAUUGAGAAGUUUUUUGACAACGAGUAUCAUGAUCCGCUUGAUGACAGCGUAACUGAUGCCCAGCACUGGAGAGAUCUUGCUGAAAAGAGGAAGAACAACAUAACAAAGUAUAUGUGGGAUGAAGAAACGGGAUUUUUCUUUGACUACAACGUCGCAGCGAAGCAAAGAACAUCAUACGAGUCGGCCACCACAUUCUGGGCGCUCUGGGCUGGUCUUGCGACAGAGGAACAGGCAAAAAUCAUGGUAGAGAAAGCUCUUCCACCACUAGAGAUGUUAGGUGGAGUUGUUGCCUGCACUGAGAGGUCAAGAGGCCCAUUAUCUAUUCAAAGGCCUUCCAGACAGUGGGAUUAUCCUUACGGUUGGGCACCACAUCAGAUUUUGGCAUGGCAGGGUCUUUGCGAGUACGGUUAUGUUGCCGUCGCCACCAGGUUAGCCUAUAGGUGGCUGUAUAUCAUGACGAAGGCAUUUGUGGACUAUAAUGGUAUCGUCGUGGAGAAAUAUGAUGUGACAAGAGGUACUGACCCUCAUCGUGUCGACGCAGAAUAUGGGAAUCAGGGUGCCGAUUUCAAAGGAGUGGCAACGGAAGGCUUUGGUUGGGUUAACGCCAGUUAUGUUUUGGGAUUAAAGUACAUGAACAGUCAUGCUAGAAGGGCCUUGGGGGCUUGCAUUCCUCCUGUUCCUUUUUUCCAGAGUUUGAAAGCCUCGGAAAGGAAAUUGUAUAGCGUCUAG
Messenger RNA from Torulaspora globosa, 2517 nucleotides. Its product is annotated as alpha,alpha-trehalase. Gene Ontology annotation, molecular function: calcium ion binding; alpha,alpha-trehalase activity. The record is from RefSeq and is a predicted model, not a curated record. Gene Ontology annotation, cellular component: cytoplasm. Lineage: Eukaryota; Fungi; Ascomycota; Saccharomycetes; Saccharomycetales; Saccharomycetaceae. The transcript has a single exon. The coding region runs from base 1 to 2517 and encodes 838 amino acids. Gene Ontology annotation, biological process: trehalose catabolic process.